Pistacia vera is the source of this 435-nucleotide messenger RNA. Its product is annotated as probable LRR receptor-like serine/threonine-protein kinase At1g53430. The coding region runs from base 1 to 435 and encodes 144 amino acids. Lineage: Eukaryota; Viridiplantae; Streptophyta; Magnoliopsida; Sapindales; Anacardiaceae. The transcript has 2 exons. The record is from RefSeq and is a predicted model, not a curated record.
AUGAUAAGUCUUAUAAGGGUUCAAUACCAUUCCUUGUUUAUAAAUGCUGGUGGCGAGGGUGCAAACAUUGGAGGAAAGUAUUAUGAUGCAGAUAAUAUAUCAUCAAAUUCUUUCUAUGUAGAUCCAACAAAGCGUUGGGCUUAUGUUUGUUCGGGAGAUUUCUUAUCAACAACAGCCAAUUCCAGUGAUAACAUAAGGAACAAUACAUGUGGAGUUUCUUCUCCUGAGGCAACUUUAUAUGACAAAGCUCGCAUUUGCCCUCAGUCUCUGACAUAUUAUGGUUUCUGCUUGCAAAAAGGCAAUUACACUGUGGAACUUGACUUCGCUGAAAUUGUAUUUUCAAAAGAUGAAGACUACAGUAGUCUGGGAAAGCGUGUGUUUGAUGUGUAUAUUCAGGUAAUGCUUUUGUUUUUUCUGGAAAUGCCAUUUCAGUAA